Messenger RNA from Neltuma alba, 772 nucleotides. Its product is annotated as NEP1-interacting protein-like 2. NCBI's taxonomy places the organism in Eukaryota, Viridiplantae, Streptophyta, Magnoliopsida, Fabales, Fabaceae. The coding region runs from base 1 to 636 and encodes 211 amino acids. The transcript is spliced from 5 exons. The record is from RefSeq and is a predicted model, not a curated record.
AUGGAAGCUAAGGAGUUUGUUUCAGUUUGCGUUGGAAUGUCCAUGAGAGUUCUGGACCGACUCGUUUUUGCUGCAUUCACCUGCAUUCUCGCUCUAGGAGGGUCAAUAGUGGGGAUGAUAAUGGGAGGGAUGAAGGGACAGAGAUCAGAAGCAGGAAUACUUGAUGGAGCUGGGAAAGGAGCAGUAUCAGGAGCCAUUGCUGCUGUCGAAUUGCUUGAUUUUGCGGUUCACCAUCAUCAUCAGCCUGUGUCUAAGGUUGCCUUAUUAAGCAGUUUAUUCAAUGGGAAGGUCCUAAUGGAAUGGGUAUAUCCAGCCUAUCAAUGGCAUAUUAGGAUACCAGAAACAAUCUACAGAGAAGUAUCGGAUAUUUAUGAUAUGAGAGGAGCGCCAGGAUUGUCCCAGAAAUUGAUUCAAAGCCUCCCUUUGCAUCAAUUCAACUCCACAACUAUGCCAAGUUUAUACAAUGAAUCCUGCUGCUCCAUUUGCUUCCAGGAGUUUGAAGAUGGAGAUGUGAUAAGGAUGCUUCCAAAAUGUGACCAUAUGUUUCACUUUCACUGUAUAGAUAAGUGGCUCAUCCGACAAGGAUCUUGCCCUAUGUGUAGAACUUAUGUUCUUGAGGAUCUUUUUGAUAUUUAGCUUCUUUUUUUGGGUUAAUCACUAAUUAGAUGUUUAUUAGUGUUACUUUUGCUUUUUGUUGGGUUUAAUUAACUUAAUCAUCUCUAGGUCUUCAGGGCCUCUCUUUUAUUCACCUAAAAGAGGUCAGAAACCCCCC